Messenger RNA from Oryza brachyantha (malo sina), 1591 nucleotides. Its product is annotated as cold and drought-regulated protein CORA-like. The transcript has 2 exons. The coding region runs from base 220 to 1095 and encodes 291 amino acids. The record is from RefSeq and is a predicted model, not a curated record. NCBI's taxonomy places the organism in Eukaryota, Viridiplantae, Streptophyta, Magnoliopsida, Poales, Poaceae.
UAUUGUAUAUGUUUUUAAAAGGAAUAUUUUCCUUGAAAAAAAGUGUAGUUUGGAAGAACACGGAAGACUUCUGGCGUUGACGUCUCUGGCUUCUGAUAUAUAAGAAGUUGGGGAACAUAUACUUGGCCCGAUGUAGAGGCAUGUUAAUUGGCAGGGAUAUAGAAGAAUCGAGCCCUCGAUCUUGAGUAAUUAAGUUGGGGAUAUCAAGAGAUCGAGACGAUGUCGUCGCCGUGGGACAAGUAUGGCGGCCACAGCGGCAGCGGCCAGCACUAUGCCGGCUCUGACGGCAACUCUCCAUAUGGCGUCGGAUCAGGAGCCGGCCGCGGCCCGUACGAAGCAGCCGGCGGCAACAGGCGCUCGUCGUCGCCGUCGAGCGGCGACAAGAAGGAAAAGAAGGAGUACCAGAGCUACACCAGCCACAACAAUGGCAGCGACGACGACAAGGACAAGGACCGGAACAAGCACAAGGGAAGCAGCAGCAGCAACAACAAGGGUAGCAGCCAGAAGCACAAGGACGACGAGAAAGAUCACCGGAACAACUACAGCAAGGACGGCGCCUAUGCCGGCGGCGGCAACCCCAGGAACUACGACCGCUACGGCAGCGGCACGGGAGGAGGCUACGGCACCGGCGCGGGAACAGGCUACGGCACCGGCGCGGGAGGAGGCUACGGCAGCAGCACGGCAGGAGCUGGUUCCUACUACGGCGGCGGCGGGUACGGCCGUUCUUCCUACGGCAACGUCGACGGCGGCGGCGGCAGCAGCAGCAUCAUCAUAUCUGGAGCCACCCCUAUUCCCUACAACAGCGGAAGCUGGCCGGUUCCGCCGCAGCAGGAGGGCUCCGGGACGACGCCGGUGUACAUCCGUGCAGAAGAGGUAAAGGUCAUCUACAACACGCCCCCCGGCACCGGUUCGGCGCCGUACUCGUCCUCGUCGCAGUUCGAGAGAGAAGGCGACGGCAGGAGAGGCGGGGGCGGCGGCGGCAGCACUGGAUCGAGAUCGGUAAGCGGCGGCGGCGGCGGCAGCGGGUUCUUUGGCCCGGCGUUCCACGCCGUCGGCGGCUACAUCGACCGCAAGUUCGGUCUAGACAGAGACUGACACGCCGGCCGGCGGCCACCACGGCGCGCGCGGCGCCCUCCGUACGUACGCAUGCAUCUUCGUGCUCCCUGUUUCGCCUCGUCAUCUCGUCUCGUCCGUGUGUGCAUCGAAUCCAUCUCUUCGAGCUAGCCUCAUGAAUUCAUGCACAAUAAUAAUCUACACAAGCGUACGUGUUAAUUCGUCGAUCAGUUCAUGCAGUUCUUGAGAAGUAAUCGAGCAUAGUGUUCAUGGUUGUAUACAUACAUAAUACGUACAAUGUACAGUAUAGUGUUGUGUAACGUCCUGUAUUUUUCAUGGAUGGCCGGCCUAGAAGUACACAGCUAGCUGGUAGCUGGAGUGUGAUGUUGAAAACUUGUACUGCCUGUAGAUUGUGUGUGUGUUGUAUACUGUGUGCUGUGUGCGUGAUGCGGUGUGCUAGCUAGCUAGUUAAUUACUCAAUCUGUGUGCUACUACGAACUACUGUAUAACUAUAUGUUUUUAUAUAUGGUUUGUUACC